Chlorella variabilis is the source of this 2724-nucleotide messenger RNA. RefSeq lists its product as hypothetical. Gene Ontology annotation, biological process: rRNA processing. The record is from RefSeq and is a predicted model, not a curated record. Bases 1 to 2724 code for a protein of 907 amino acids. Gene Ontology annotation, cellular component: nucleus. The transcript is spliced from 5 exons. NCBI's taxonomy places the organism in Eukaryota, Viridiplantae, Chlorophyta, Trebouxiophyceae, Chlorellales, Chlorellaceae.
AUGGCGGAGGCAUCGUUGCUCCAGCACUUGCACGGCGUGGUGCGAACUGGCGGGAGCGGCGCUGCUGCAGCCUUCGAGUGCGCCACGGCCCAGCUGCAUGUUCUAGCAGCCCCCGCGCUGCGGCAUGGCGAUGCCGCCGACCUUGCCGACGAGCUCGUGGACCGCGCGGAGCAGCUGGUUGGCAGCAAGCAGGCUGCCUCCAGGCUGAUGGGCCUGCGGCUGCUGCACGCCAGCCUGGCCGACUGCGACCGCCGCACCUUCCUGCGGCGGCACAGCCAGUGGGCGGCGUUGCUGCUGGCCACCCUGCGCUCUGAGCAGCAGCAGCAGCAGCAGGCGGCGCAGGCCGAGGCGCAGGCGGCAGCCCCUCCUGCCAGCGCUGCUGCGGCAGAGGCCUGCGCCUGCCUGGCCUCCUACUUUGGAAGGGUGGGGAGGAUGCUGGAGGUGCCUGGGCUGCGGCGCGACGGCGCCGCGGCAGCAUCCAAGCUGGCAGCCCUCCUGCUGCACCAGCAGGGCGGCCAGCAGCAGCAGCAGCAGCAGCAGCAGCAGGCCGCGUCGCAGCAGGCGCCCCCGCCGCUGCUGGCGCUGGCUCAGGGCCAGCGGGCGCUGCUCGCUGCGCUGGCCGCGCUGCCCGCCUCCUUCCGGCAGCAGCACAAGGCGCUGGAGGCGGCGCUCCUGCCGCUGCUGCUGCGGGCGGCGCCGCCCGGCGGCGCCGCCCUGCUGGCGGCCUGCGUCGCCGCGCUGCCGCGCAUCCCUGGCGACGCCACCGCCUGGUCCGCUCAGUGCCAGCGCCUGCUGGCCACAGCGCACCGCCUUGCAGACCAGCUGCUGCUGCGGCUGGAUGAUCCGCAGCUGGCGGCGGCGGCCCGGGCGACGGUGGACCCGGCGGCACAGCCGCUGGCGGCGGCGGGCGGCGCGACAGUUGGCGCCGCGGGCGGCGCCGCGGCAGUCGGCAGCGAGGCGUAUGGCGCCGGGUUUGGGCAGCUGGAAGCGGUGCUGCGCACGCUGCGGUGCAUGCUGUCGGGGGCCCACCCCGCCGCCGUGCCGCUGCCCGCGGCGGGCCUCCUGCUGCUGGCGGGCCGGCUGCUGAGCGUGGACGACGGCGACGACGGCGGCGGCGCGGUACCGGCAGCUUCCGCCCGCCUGCCGCAGCUCCGCCUGCACCUCCCCGCGCUGCACGCGGCCGCGCUGCGCCUGCUGCGCCGCCUGCUGGCGGCGGCCGGCGCUGCGGCCGCGCCCCACUUUGCCGGCGCCGCCAGGCUGCUGGCGGAGCUGCUGCAGCGCUCGGCGGCCGCCGGCGGCGGCGCCAUCGCCUCCUCGGCCCUGGCCCGCUGCGAGCUGUACGCGGCUUCCCGGCAGCUUCUCGUGACGGCAGGGGUGGGCGUGACGCGCCACCUGGCGCCAGCGCUGCUCCAGGCAGCCAGCUUCGAGCUGUAUGGGCGGCUGCAGGCGGCGCAGGAUGGCGCGGCGGCGGCAGACGCAGAGGGCCCCGCCCGCAAGAAGGCACGCAAGGGUCGGCAGGCGGCGGCGGCGGCGGCGGCUCUGGAGGAUGCCGGCGCGGCUUCGGGCACGGCCCCGCUGGAUGACCUGGGCUCCGCGGUACAGCAGCGGGACCUGGCGGUACAGGCAGCCGCCCUGCAGGCACUGGAGGCGCUGUGCGGCGCGGGCGGCGCGCUGCUGUCGCCGGCGCAGCGGCGGCAGCUGGAUGACGCGGCGUGCCACCUGGCCGCCACCUCAGCGGCGGCCGCGCGCCACCUCAGCGCCGACGCCGAGGCUGCGGUCGGCCCCGCGCUGGCCGCCCUGCACCUCGCUGCCCUGCGCCUGCUGCUGGCCACAGUGCUGGCGCCCGCGCCGCACCGCCCGCCCCACCUGGCGCCCGCGCUGCGCCUCUUCCACCAAGGAUGCGGCGGCGGCGGCUGCGGCUGCGGCGGCCCGCUGGCGGUGUUCUGCCGGCAGGCCCUGCUGUCAUGCGAAGCGCUGCUGCACCCGCGCGCGCUGCCGCCGCCGGCCCCGCCACGCCCCGCGGCCCCGGCCGACGCGGCGGGCGGCGGCGGGGAGGCGCCGCCGCUGGGCAUGCCCCGCUUCUGGAGCGGCGUGGAUGCGGCGCUGCUCCUGCAGCAGGAUGCCUUGCAGCGGCAGCAGCAGCAGCAGCAGCAGGUAGAGCAGCAGCUACAGCAGCAGGUAGAGCAGCAGGAAGAGCAGGCGGAGCGGCAGCAGGCGGAAGCUGCUCCUCCUCCUGGUCAUAUCGGCGGCCCGGCCGGCGGCGCAGACGAGAGCAUGGCAGAGGCAGGGGAGCGGCAGCAGCAGCAGCAGCAGCUGCAGCAGCCUGGCGGGCAGCCAGGAGGGGAGUCGGGCCUCCAAGCCGCCACACCUGCGCUGCAGCAGUUGCAGCACGUCGUGGCGGCAGCGCCCACCCAGCAGCAGCAGCUCCAGCAUCCGGCUGCGGCUCCCGUCUCAAGUAUGGCAGCCAUGCUCUCGGCGGCGCCGCUGGCGCCGGCCCCGCUCGCCAACGCCGGCCCAGUGCCGCACCCGCCGCAGCCCCAGCCCCAGCCGCAGCCGGGCGCCUUUGCACCUUCCGCAGCGCCGCUGGCACCGGCCGCCCCAGCCGCGGCGGCCGCGGCCGCGGUGGUCGCUGCUGCCGCGGCAGCAGAGGUGACUGACAGCGAGGGGUCGCUGCCCGAGAUCGACUCUGGGCAGAGCGAGAGCGACGGCGAGGCCAGCACUUGA